Geodia barretti is the source of this 295-nucleotide messenger RNA. The record is from the annotation of a GenBank genome assembly. Lineage: Eukaryota; Metazoa; Porifera; Demospongiae; Tetractinellida; Geodiidae.
UUGCCCACUCACAUCAGCAUACACAGUUCUACCAUCAGGAAUAUCAUUAACUCUUGUCCACUGUCUCCCUAUCUCACUGUUGCGCUGUAUCCUUCUGUAGCCACUAGCACUAGUUUCGUAUGUGCUUCCGUCAAAGAACCUGACAAUAUAACUCAGUUUUACUCCCUCAUUGCCUGGUGGAGGUUUCCAUGAUAUCACCCCACAACCCAACACCUUAGUCUCAUUCACAGCUCCUGAAAUGACACACAAAGUUAUAUGCCAAAUUAGUAACCUCAUACUCUUACCUAUUGACGGU